AGCUAAAAUACCUGAGCUCAGAUCCCAUCUCACAGUUGUCGACACUUUCUUCUCUCCUCUCCAAGGUCCCUUGCCCUUUCGCUCUCUCUCCCCUUCUUCUGAUACUUCUUCAAUUCUUCUUCUCUUUCAGUUUCUAAUGGGUUUCGCAACAAAUGGAUCUGCGGAUAAGCCAUUGAAGUUCCUGAUCUAUGGCCGCACCGGGUGGAUUGGAGGUUUACUGGGUAAGCUCUGUGACGCUCAGGGAAUCGAAUUUGCCUACGGUACAGGUCGGCUUGAGGACCGAACUUCAUUGGAGUCUGACAUCGCCGCCGUUCGGCCCACUCAUAUCUUCAACGCUGCUGGUGUCACUGGUCGACCUAACGUCGACUGGUGUGAGUCCCAUAAGGUGGAGACAAUCCGCACCAAUGUUGUUGGAACCCUAACCCUUGCAGAUGUUUGCAGAGAGAAAGGCUUGAUCUUGAUCAAUUAUGCUACCGGUUGUAUCUUUGAGUACAAUAAGGAACACCCGCUUGGGUCUGGGAUCGGAUUCAAGGAGGAGGAUAGCGCAAAUUUUAUUGGAUCCUUCUAUUCCAAGACUAAGGCCAUGGUGGAAGAUCUACUUAAGAACUAUGAGAAUGUCUGCACUCUUCGAGUCAGGAUGCCCAUCUCAUCAGAUCUGUCCAACCCUCGCAACUUUAUCACAAAGAUUACUCGAUAUGAGAAGGUGGUUGACAUUCCCAAUUCAAUGACAAUCUUGGAUGAACUCCUGCCGAUCUCCAUCGAUAUGGCAAAGAGGAACCUCACUGGAAUCUAUAAUUUCACUAACCCUGGAGUCGUAAGCCACAAUGAGAUACUGGAGAUGUACAAGGAAUACAUGGACCCAAAAUUCACGUGGAAGAACUUUACCCUGGAGGAGCAGGCAAAAGUUAUCAUUGCACCUCGGAGCAACAACGAACUGGAUACAACUAAACUGAAGCAGGAAUUCCCAGAUCUUCUACCCAUUAAGGAGUCACUCAUAAAGUAUGUGUUCAAGCCAAAUCAGAAGACUUCUUCAGCUUGAAAGUUCUAGGUUGGAUGCUUUUGUUUUUCUGGUCUAAUUUUAGCAGCUUUGUCUGGGGGAUUUUAUUGUUGAAAAUUGUUUAAGAUGGAGAAGAAAGUUGACCACUCUCUACUAAGCAGGGCAUCUCCCCCAUUGUAUGCAGGAAUAGCUUCAAUUUCAUCUUUGAACGUUGUGUUCUUGUCAAUUUGACAAUGAACAGACUAGUUUAUUUAAAGGGUAAAUGAAAUGAUCUAAAUUUUUCAUUCAUAAAAA
This is a messenger RNA of Macadamia integrifolia, 1291 nucleotides long. RefSeq names its product bifunctional dTDP-4-dehydrorhamnose 3,5-epimerase/dTDP-4-dehydrorhamnose reductase-like. Gene Ontology annotation, biological process: S-adenosylmethionine biosynthetic process. Gene Ontology annotation, molecular function: methionine adenosyltransferase regulator activity. The transcript has 2 exons. The record is from RefSeq and is a predicted model, not a curated record. Gene Ontology annotation, cellular component: methionine adenosyltransferase complex. NCBI's taxonomy places the organism in Eukaryota, Viridiplantae, Streptophyta, Magnoliopsida, Proteales, Proteaceae. The coding region runs from base 137 to 1039 and encodes 300 amino acids.